CGUGCGCAUCUCUUUUCUUUUUCGGAUUUUCUACGCUGCGGCUGGUGCUGAGGGUUCUCGCUAAGCCGCCCCGGCUGUCGCCAUGGUGAAGUUGAGCAAAGAGGCCAAGCAGAGGCUGCAGCAGCUUUUUAAGGGCGGCCAGUUUGCUAUCCGCUGGGGCUUUAUUCCUCUCGUGAUUUACCUGGGAUUCAAGAGGGGUGCAGAUCCUGGAAUGCCUGAACCAACUGUUUUGAGUUUGCAUUUGCUGUACCAUAUUAUAACCAUAAUGAAACAUAUUUACAAGAAGAACAACACAUUUAUCAUCCUACCACAUUGAAAGCUUACUUUGGGGAUAAAGGUCUUCUGGAUUUGGAAGCAAUCAAUGGACAGGAACAACAAGGAAGGCGUGCGCUCUGGCUGGGAUAAGAGAUGGGACGGCGUUCAGACGUUCACCAGUUGAAUGACACAGGGUUCUUCUCAGAUGAAUCUGUGGCAGAGUGGAACCUCUACUGACUUAUUUAUCAUAGACUGUAUCAAAAUAAAUGUUUUUAACAAUGUUA
Molecule: messenger RNA, 539 nt
Organism: Neogale vison (American mink)
Lineage: Eukaryota; Metazoa; Chordata; Mammalia; Carnivora; Mustelidae
Gene: TOMM7
Product: translocase of outer mitochondrial membrane 7
Exons: 4
Coding region: 83-316 (77 amino acids)
Biological process (GO): protein import into mitochondrial matrix
Cellular component (GO): mitochondrial outer membrane translocase complex
Source: RefSeq, a predicted model, not a curated record